Messenger RNA from Pectinophora gossypiella (pink bollworm), 1742 nucleotides. Its product is annotated as zinc carboxypeptidase-like. Gene Ontology annotation, molecular function: zinc ion binding; metallocarboxypeptidase activity. The record is from RefSeq and is a predicted model, not a curated record. Gene Ontology annotation, biological process: proteolysis. Lineage: Eukaryota; Metazoa; Arthropoda; Insecta; Lepidoptera; Gelechiidae. The transcript has 6 exons. Bases 128 to 1531 code for a protein of 467 amino acids.
AGACGAUGUAUUAUAUCUUUGAGAAAAUGAUAAACCAAAAAUAAGAUAGUGUAUAAAGAUAAUAAAAAGUAUUCGUAGGUAAAUAAAAUUAAAAGAUAUUCAUUGGUGUACAGGUAGCGGCGAAGAAAUGAAUAUCAAACAUAUUUUUUUAAUUUUCACAAUAAUUGCAGCUACGAAUGCUGUGAAGAAAAGUUAUGAAGGAUAUAAAGUGUAUAAAGUGAUUCCGAAAACAGAAGAUGAUGUAAAAAUUUUGAAUAUCGUUCAAGAAUUGGGCAUUGGAGAAUUUUGGGAUGACAAUGUCAGUGUUAAAAGUGAUGCAAAAAUUAUGGUGUCAAGGGACCUUCAGAAUGAGUUUCUGACACAAAUGGAACAAGCCCAAAUUGAAGUUACAGAAGUGAUUUCUGAUUUACAGAAAGUCAUAGAUGACCAGCUAACACCAGCAAAGCCAAAAUCGCGUUUCGAAAGGGAAAGCUUCCACUCGAUGUCAUGGGACCGAUAUUACUCUCUGUCUGAAAUUCAUGCGUGGCUAGAUCAGCUUAACACCAGUUACCCUAAUAUUGUCCAAACAGUGACCUGGGGACGAAGUAACGAAAACAGAGAACUGAAGGGAAUCAUCAUCAAUUAUCACCCGCAAAGAGCAGGUCAGCUUAAAGCUGUGAUAGAAGGAGCAGUACAUGCCAGGGAAUGGAUCACUCCAGCAACUGCUACUUGGAUUAUCAAAGAGUUUUUGACAAGCAACGAUCGAGAAGUAAGAGCUUUGGCUGAGGGUUUCGAGUGGCACAUCUUACCUGUUGCAAAUCCUGAUGGAUAUUCGUACACGUUUACUAAUAACAGAAUGUGGAGAAAAAAUAGAAACACGAGCUACAACCGGACGUGCGCAACCAAUGUUGAUGAUGACAUGAGCAACGGUGUUGACUUAAACAGAAAUUUCGAUUUCAAUUGGAUGAGCAUUGGAGCAUCGAAUGAUCCUUGCUCAAACACAUUUGCUGGAUCAGCUGGAUUUUCGGAGCCGGAGUCCCGGGCCAUAUCGAACUACGUCCGGGAUCUGAACAGUGACGGGCAGCUCAUCUACUACCUUGCUUUCCACUCCUACACCCAACUAGUUAUCGUCCCUUACAGCCACAUUACUUCUGCUGACGACGUUUUGGAAGCUGAGAAUUAUGCCAAUAUGUUUGAAAUUGGAGCGAGGUCUGCUGACAGAUUGAGGGAACGUUUUGGAACUACCUACAGAGUUGGGGUGUCUGCUGAUGUCAUGUACCCUAUGAGCGGUACCAGCUUUGACUGGGUCAAGAACGCUACUGAUGUGCCAGUGUGCUUCCUUCUGGAGUUCCGAGACCUUGGAGAGUACGGUUUCUUACUACCCCCGGAACAGAUUAUCCCAAAUGGCAUGGAGGCUAUGGACUUCCUUCUAGAAAUGGACCAGACGACCAGGAUAUUAGGAUAUUAUGACCCGGCCAGAUCAGGAUCAAACUCUUUAUUUAAAUCUUUGUUAGUCUUGGUUUUUAGUAUUUUAGCAGCUUUAAAUGCUUAAAGACACGUAAAUAAAAAAAAAAGCAAUCUGAACAUAGAUUAAAAAAUGAAUAUUUAUUUUUAUUUUUGUAUCGAAAGAAACAUAUUUGUAAGCCCUUAAUAUAUGUUAGUAUCAAUUUGUAAUUAAUAAUAUAUAUUAUAUAUAUCGUGAUGCACCUGUAAAUAAAUAAAAUCUAAAACUAAACUAUGUACUCAUUAUAAUAAUGAUAAUU